UAAGAAAUGCAAACUUCCCGGGGAAAGUAAAUAAAUAAAUAAAUAAAUUGAACACAGUUUGAUCUUAUCUAUAUGCAUAUCUAAUUAAGGCAGUGAUGCAGAAGCUUCCUCUCCGUGCGUAAAGGACAUGCCAUAGCCAAACCAACUGUUCUCGUUUCGGAGCGAACUCUAGACGGCAAUUCUGUAAAUAAAGCAAACAUUAUUUCUGAUGUUCACGGAUGCAUCAUGUACUUAGCCUACAUUAUUGUUUAUUUUCACAUUAUGCAUGUUUCGUUUUAGCACACCUAAUAGCCUACGUGGCACACGUGUGAUUAGAGUCGAUUGUUUAGAUGAAAUUAAGACGUAAAGUCACAACUUCCGAUGUAUCCUUAAAGUGAUUUUGGGUCGAAGGCAACGGGUAAACACCAGUAGAGAGACGUGCUGGUGACGUCAGGAGGUGCGAUGCGCCGGCGGGUCCGCGCAUUUCUCAAUCCCAGUCUCUGUCGCGCACCUGACAAAAUCACCUCCGCGUAACGGCGCCUUCCCGGACAGGCGCGAUGAAUUUGAGCAGGUCUCUCUCUUUUGCAGGCGCACCCCAGAACAGCAACUCGGGCUCCACCGACGAGCUGGUAAUCACCUCGACUUUUGGCACGCUGCUCUCGCUUGUUUACGUGGUUGGCGUUUCGGGGAACGUGUACACUCUGGUCGUGAUGUGCCACUCGAUUCGCUUCGCUACCUCCAUGUACAUCUCGAUAAUUAACUUGGCGCUCGCGGACUUGCUGUACCUCUCCACGAUCCCGUUCGUGGUGUGCACGUACUUCCUCAAGGACUGGUACUUCGGGGACGUGGGCUGUCGCAUCUUGCUCAGUCUGGAUCUCCUCACCAUGCACGCAAGCAUCUUCACCUUAACCGUGAUGUGCAUGGAGCGCUUCUUGGCCGUGACAAAGCCUCUGGACAACGUGAAGCGCUCCAAAAGCUAUCGGAAAGCCAUGGCUUGGGGGGUGUGGAUACUCUCUCUGCUCUUAACCAUGCCUAUGAUCAUCAUGGUGAACCAGACGAGCAGAAAGGCAGCGGACGGAAGCGUGAAACGUAUGUGCGCUCCUACUUGGGCACCUCAAGCGUAUAAGAUUUACUUGACUGUUCUGUUUUGCACCAGUAUCAUGGCGCCUGGCCUUAUCAUUGGCUACCUGUACACCAGAUUAGCCAGGACAUACAUUGAAUCGCAGAGAAGCUCAGCUCUAAAUAAGGGCAACAAACGGUCACCUAAGCAAAAAGUGCUUAUAAUGAUAUUUACGAUCGUGCUCGUGUUCUGGGCCUGCUUCUUGCCCUUUUGGAUAUGGCAGCUUUUACCCCUCUACCAUGAACCCCUGGCCCUGGCCCCUCACAUACGCACGUGUAUUAACUACCUGGUGGCGUGUCUGACCUACAGCAACAGCUGCAUCAACCCGUUUCUGUACACGCUGCUCACCAAGAACUACCGAGAGUAUCUGAAAAACCGCCAUAGGAGCUUCUACCGCUACACGUCGUCGUUCAAGAAGCGGCCGCCGAGCUUGUACUCGUGGGGAAAGUCCGCGUCGUCGAGCAAUCAGUUCGAGUUUAACUCGGAGACGCUGGUCAUGUCACAGCUGAAGGUGCAGUGA
Molecule: messenger RNA, 1619 nt
Organism: Ictalurus punctatus (channel catfish)
Lineage: Eukaryota; Metazoa; Chordata; Actinopteri; Siluriformes; Ictaluridae
Product: urotensin-2 receptor
Exons: 1
Coding region: 537-1619 (360 amino acids)
Biological process (GO): blood vessel diameter maintenance; regulation of blood pressure; neuropeptide signaling pathway
Cellular component (GO): membrane
Molecular function (GO): urotensin II receptor activity
Source: RefSeq, a predicted model, not a curated record